Nymphaea colorata (pocket water lily) is the source of this 780-nucleotide messenger RNA. RefSeq names its product bet1-like protein At4g14600. The record is from RefSeq and is a predicted model, not a curated record. NCBI's taxonomy places the organism in Eukaryota, Viridiplantae, Streptophyta, Magnoliopsida, Nymphaeales, Nymphaeaceae. The coding region runs from base 206 to 580 and encodes 124 amino acids. The transcript has 4 exons.
AAGAGACAUUUUGUCCCGUUUGUUUGGCGAAGCCGUGGACGGAACUAAAACGGCUCGGAAGGCCUUCGAAUGCUAUUCUGUUCUCUCCCCUUCUUCCUCCGGGGUUCACUUUGCCACCCCGUUUCCUUCUUCUCCGGCCAAACCCCUCAUAAGAGGGAAAUCGCAGUAAUCUGCGGUCGCAUUUCCCUUCUCCGAGGGUGGGUUCAUGGCGAACCCCUACGCCAAUCGAGGAUUCAGAUCCAGAGAGGGCCUCAGCACGAGGACCGCCGCCUCUUCCGAUGAAAUUCAGUUAAGGAUCGACCCUAUCCAUGAAGACUUGGACGACCAGAUCACGGGAUUGCACAAGAAGAUCACCAUGCUGAAAGGCGUAGCCCAGGAGAUAGAAUCUGAGGCGAAAUUCCAAAACGACUUUAUCAGUCAACUGCAAAUGACACUUAUUAAGGCUCAAGCAGGAGUGAAGAAUAACAUGAGAAGGCUGAAUAAGAGCAUUAUCCAGCAGGGUUCGAACCACCUGUGCCACGUGAUUCUUUUUGCCUUCUUAUGUUUCUUGGCAUUCUAUUUGUGGUCUAAGUUUUUGUAAAGUAGUAGUUUUUUUGGCCCACUGUGCUGUAAAGUAUGCCACACUCCCAAGGUGGGUUUGCUGGUGAUAUGUUAACACACUGCAUAUAGGGUCUGCGGGGGCAGCUUGAGUGGUUCUGUAUGUAAACUAGUUAUCUUUCUGCCCUUAUUUCUUCGUUAAUAUGGUCCCACCGACAUGAAAUUGCCGCGGCAUUUGUUUUC